AUUACCGUUCUCGAUUAUCGUCACCGUCGAGAAGAGCAUCGGAGGAGGAGCUUAAUCACUCCAGAGAACAACGAUGUCCGGCCUCUCUCUCGCCGUCCGGCAGUGCCCCGACCACGAAUCCACUGCGGGGUCGGCUGACGAAAAGACACCGGCGGUGGCGAGCAAGCGUCAGGGACAGGCUGUCGUCGGCGGCGCGAUGGGUUCCCUCCGCGUGAUCGAGAUCCAGCUCGUGGCCUUCGUCGUGGUCUUCUCCGCCAGCGGCCUCGUGCCCCUCAUCGACCUCGCCUUCCCGGCGUUCGCCACGCUCUACGUCCUCGCCCUCUCCCGCUUCGCCUUUCCCGCCGUCGGUUCCGGCGGUGGACGCGAGCUCUUCCGAGGCAGCCGGGCGUUCCGCGCCUACGUGGUGGCGGGGACCACCGUGGGGCUGUUCCUGCCGCUGGCGUACGUGCUCGGGGGCUUCGCGCGGGGCGACGACCACGCCGUGCGCGCCGCCGCGCCGCACCUCUUCCUCCUCUCCUGCCAGAUCCUGACGGAGAACGUCGUCAGCGGGAUGGAGAUAUUCUCGCCGCCAGUUCGCGCCAUCGUGGUGCUCCUCUACACCGUCCGCAGAGUCUUCAUCAUCGUCGACUGGAUCUACAUCGUCUGGGCCAGCAAAACGCUGCCGCUCAAUGCAUCCGUCGACGAUGUGGCGUGGAUAUGGUUCGGGAGGGUGCUGUCAACGGCUAAUCUCCUCUAUUUCUCCAUUAACCUGUUUGCUUUCUUGAUCCCGCGGUUUCUGCCGACUGCGUUCGAGAAGUACUUCAAGGAAAGGGAGGAGAUCGACGCGAAGGCGGUGGAAGACAAGAAAGGAGACUGAUUGUGUUGCAUGUUUAAUUUUGAUACGAGUGAAUUUAAUGUGGCUGUUUUCAGCAACU
Molecule: messenger RNA, 914 nt
Organism: Zingiber officinale
Lineage: Eukaryota; Viridiplantae; Streptophyta; Magnoliopsida; Zingiberales; Zingiberaceae
Exons: 2
Coding region: 74-856 (260 amino acids)
Source: RefSeq, a predicted model, not a curated record